Messenger RNA from Loa loa (African eye worm), 1269 nucleotides. RefSeq lists its product as hypothetical. The transcript is spliced from 9 exons. The record is from RefSeq and is a predicted model, not a curated record. Lineage: Eukaryota; Metazoa; Nematoda; Chromadorea; Rhabditida; Onchocercidae. Bases 112 to 1269 code for a protein of 385 amino acids.
UUACAGGGGAUUGGAAACUGCUAUUGAUAUAUGUCUGUUCAUAUCAUUCAUUCGUUCAUUCCGAUAGUGAUAUAUUUUGGAAUUAUUCAUUGAAACCAUUUAUGCGUAACAAUGAGUAGCCUUUCAGUGCGACGUUCUCAAAGGCAUUCAUGUUCUGCUUUACCAACGAUGAAUAAUAACAGCAGCAAUGUUAAUAGCAACAACAGUAGUAGUAGGGACAAUGCUGAUGGACCAGAUAGAUCGUUUCGAAGACGCCGAACCACUUCGUUUGGUAAAUUAUCACACUUUUUUCAAACUGGUAGUAUUGGCGAUUCAGGAUCAGUUCAUUCAGCAUUGCUGGACUUGUCCACCACAGGAAAAUUGAUGACUAAAAUCGCCGAGUCACAACGUCGUGGUGUAGAAUCAUUGGCUGCAUGGGCGCAUAAUGCAGGUAAUGCAGCUAUUGAUGAUGUAAUGCAACAAACCAGACAACUAUAUGAAAUAUUCACCGAUAAAGAACUGCAUUUUGCCCGCCAAUAUACGCAUUAUGUGCAGCAACUGCAAAAAAUAGCAGAUGCACAGCGAGCAGUAAAGGAUGCUGAAGAAAAUGUGAAGGAUUUGGAAGAAAAAGAAAAGAAGUUGAAACGAGAAAUUGGGAAAGGCACUUCGUUCUUCAGACAGCGCCGCGGUGGUGACAUUUAUUUGUUGAAACAGAAACUUGAAGAGGUCAAAGCUUCGAGGGAGCAAGCUGAACAUGUUUUGUCCGAUCUUCAUGCUGAAAUGGAGGUUGUGAAAAUGUUUAGAUUUCGAAAUGGUAUGCAGGGCAUAGCAGAUGCUUACCUAGACUUCGCGCGGAGUUGUAAGGCUAUUUUCAGCUGUCAACGUGAAAUAAUCGAAAUGGUACCGGCAGUUUCAAAUCAGGAUGUACGCCAUAUGAUUUACCGUGGAUCUCCAGUAACUAGAGAUCGCGUAGAGAAUUUGAGGAGAUCUUUGCAACAUGGCUUAACAGUUUCGGAAAAUAAUCCAUGGCCUAACGCUGCUGUAUCAAUGCCAAAACGACGAAGUGAACCGAAACUUCAGAUUUGUCACUCUCAGAAUAACUCUCCUCCACCGCCAUAUACGUCUGUUGCUACAUCUAAAAACAUGUCACCCUCAGAAUAUCCGACGAGAGCUGUUGAUUGUCAAGUGGACAACAUUGGGCUUCAAACAUGCUCUCAUUGUGGACAAUCGGUUCAACAUUUACCGAAUUAUCAUUCAAAACAUACUGUUAUAACUGACAAUGUUGUUUGA